Messenger RNA from Colletotrichum higginsianum IMI 349063, 1320 nucleotides. RefSeq names its product Salicylate hydroxylase (Salicylate 1-monooxygenase). Gene Ontology annotation, molecular function: monooxygenase activity; FAD binding. The record is from RefSeq and is a predicted model, not a curated record. Lineage: Eukaryota; Fungi; Ascomycota; Sordariomycetes; Glomerellales; Glomerellaceae. The transcript is spliced from 2 exons. Bases 1 to 1320 code for a protein of 439 amino acids.
AUGAGCGACAACCAGCAACGGCUCCAAGUCGUCAUUGUCGGCGCCGGCAUCGCAGGACUCACGGCGGCCAUUGCGCUGAGCAACCACCCCGGCAUCGACGUCCAGAUUUACGACAAGGCGAGAGAACUCCGAGAGGUCGGGGCGUCGAUUGCGCUAGGGCCGAACGGUCUGCGGACGUUGGAAAAGCUGGGCAUUCACAAUGCACUCGACGAUGACAUUGCGUUUCGCAACAAGUCGGGGUACCCCAUGAUUUACCGCCACUACAAGACUGGCGAGAUCGUCUCGGUCGACGAGCACCGCGGCGAAAUCGAAGCCCGCCACAAGACGGCACGUUUCUACCGUCCGCAUCUGCAGCAGGCUCUGCUCAAGCACAUCGACCCUGCCAGGAUACACCUCAACAAGGCCUUCAAGACCAUUAGCAAUGACGAGUCGACAGGGAGGCUGGCCAUCAGCUUCACAGACGGCACGGCGGUCGCGGCAGACAUCCUCCUCGGCGCGGACGGUAUCCACUCGGGGGUGCGAAGCUUCUACGUGCCGUCAUCUCGGUCAAAGUGGACGGGGUGGACGGCGUUCCGCGCGGUGUACCCCAUUUCGCACCUCUCGCACAUCCCCGAUGUCCCAGACGAAGCAGAGCACUGGUGGGGGAUCGACCGGACCUGGUUCAUGUCGAAGCUGGGCAGGGAUCUCUUCUGCAUCGUCGCGUCCCACCAGAGCGACCCUGACGCGCCGGAUGCGUUGUACAAGGAGACGGUCUGGAACACGGACAGCGAUGUCAACCUGCUCAAGGAGCACUACAAGGACUGGCACCGGCUGGUGCGGGAGAUCAUCGAGGCGACGCCGGCGGACUCGUUAAAGGUGUACCCCAACGCAUCGGCACACGGGCUGGACAGCUGGGUUCUGGGGGCGGACAGGGUGACGUUUGCCGGCGACGCGGCGCACGCACACGGCGGAGCGUUCGCGGCGGGCGGCAGCCUGGCCAUCGACGACGCGUGGGCGUUUGCGGCGUCCAUCCAGCACGUCUUCCCGCCCUCGGCGACCGAGGUGCCGACGGCGGCCGACAUCAGCAGGGCGUUGCGGCUGUACGAGCAGACCAGGAAAGCACACACGGACCGAGUGCUGGAUACGGUGCACUCGACGAACACGAAGAAGGUCGAGAGGCUGGCCGUGGCGGAGACGGACGAAGGGCUGCGGGCGCGGAUGGUGAACCGGGUCGAGCCGGUCUGGAUCCACGAGCAUGAUGUUGAGGCGGUGUUCAAGCAGGUGCUGGCGGAUGAGGCGAGGACGAGGGGAUCUGCGGUGCAGGUAGAGAGCCGGCUUUGA